GACACACACAGGAUCGCAAUUUAAGAUUGACGUUGCAUAAAGUGUAAACACGAUAGUGUGAUUUUUGAAAUUAUUCAAACUUACGUUCAUUAUAGAUAUGUCGAUUUCAAAUAACAAAUGCCAUAGUUGUGAUUAAGUAUUUUUUAUGUCAAACUAAACUAAGUCGUAAAAGUGUUCCACUAGAGUAAACUUAAACUUUUGAUAACAAAUUGUGUAGUUUACUGUGUGUUUACCUGGUUGAUAAUUUUGACAAAAAUGUCUGCAAGUGAACCUGACAUAAGCGAAUCUUCCAAUUUGGAAUCACCAUCCCCUCAUUCGGAUUCUCCUUACAGUUCUCCGUCACAACAGGUGCCCCAGUUGGCAAACUUCUUGACGGUUCUAACGUGUGGGGAUAAUAAAUUCAAUUAUGAUGCCGGAAAAAAGCCAUUUCUUCGUAUUAUUGAGCAGCCGCAGAACCAUUUUAGAUUUCGAUACAAAAGUGAAAUGGUAGGAACACAUGGUAGUCUACUGGGAAAAUCAUAUGCUCUUAAUAAAACUAAAACGCAUCCAACAGUUGAGCUGGUCAACUAUAGUGGUCAAGCAAGAGUGAGGUGUAGGUUAGCGCAGCACAACAAUUCCGAUGAACAUCCCCACAGGCUUCUAGAGGACGAUCAGGAUAGAGAUGUUAGUGCGACAGUCCCCGAACAUGGCAGUUAUAAAGUGGGAUUCCCUGGUAUGGGUAUAAUACAUACAGCGAAAAAGGAUGUAGCAAAUUUACUGUACAAAAAAUAUGAAAAUAAAAAGAAAAGUUCACAAGACGAAAGUUCUUCAAAUAUGCUCCGAUUGCAUUGUGAAAACAUUGCAAAAAAUAUCAACUUGAAUAUAGUCAGGUUGAAAUUCAGCGCUCACGAUUUUAAUACAGACGAAGAGAUUUGUAGUCCGGUAUUUUCCGAGCCUAUACAUAACAUGAAGAGCGCGGCGACAAAUGAUUUAAAGAUUUGUCGCAUGAGUAGAUGCAUCGGUCGUCCUAAAGGAGGGGACGAUGUUAUUAUAUUAGUGGAGAAAGUUAAUAAAAAGAAUAUAAAGAUACGUUUCUACGAAUUGGAUAAGAAUGGGGUAGAAUGCUGGUCAGCGGAAGGACAUUUUCUGCAAAACGAUGUGCACCAUCAAUACGCUAUAGUGUUCAGGACACCGCCUUAUAGAUAUACUGAUAUAACUUCAGAAGUACAAGUGAUGAUAGAAUUAAUGCGACCGUCCGACGGCCGCACAAGUGAGCCUAAAGAAUUCACAUACAAGCCAAAGUACGUCAACACUAUUUCGAAGAAACGGAAGGCAAAUUCAUCUUACUCGUCUAUCGGGAGCUCGGGAGGUUCAUUAAACAGUUUAAGCGAUCUGCCAGUUCCCAUACAAAUGAUGAACCAAAAAAACGAUAUAUCUCACGAUGAAGUUAUGAAAGACCUGUCUACGUUUAAUAUACCGGUAUCCCAAGUAUCAGAAGCGCCUGUGUCCAAUGAAAUGUUAUUAGGAGAGGCCAUGUUUGAUUUAUCUUCUAUUACGCCUAACUCCGGCAUGACUCAGUUCAAUGUUUGCCCCAUGUUGGGACAACCCAAUAUACCUGAACCACCCGUACUGCAGUUGAAUUCAUCAGAAAUCGACCGAUUGCUUAAACAUAACUCCAACAUCACCGCUGAAGAGAAGAAACAAUUCUGCGAAGCUGAUUGGACGGAUUACUUCAAAUCGUACAGCGACAGCGUGCCAGAUAUGAUGUCCGGCAUGGAGUUCAUAAGAUUGGUGCCUGAUUCUGCCAGAGCAAAUAUAAGUGGACCUGUUUCACCAAAGCCUAUAAAGACAGAAGAGGAAGACGUCAAAUAUAACAUCGAAAAUACAAAAAACAACGAGUAUUCUGCUUACUACAAAUCUGAAGAUGGCCUUGAAGUUAAAAAACUUGUAACGGAAUUAUGUGACAUGAUAAAGAAUAAGACGGCACAUAAAAAGCAAUUGGUCAGAGCUAAGCUUGAACGACUGUUCGAAAUGCGACUCUCUAAUGGGGACACGUUCUUGCAUAUGAUGUUGUCAAGCAAUCAGCCCAGUUUGGAGUACAUUGUGAAGCUGAUAGAUAGCGUGAAGCUGACACAUUUGCUGAACAAGACCAAUAACUACGGUCAGUCGGUGCUACAUUUGGCUGUCACACACGAUCUGCCCAAGCUCGUCACCUUCCUCGUCUCUAAAGGUUGUAAUCCAAUGAUAGAAGAUAAUGAAGGGAACAAUGUGGUACAUUAUGCUGUGAUCUGUCAGUCGUGUCUGGAGCCUUUGCUCGACGUCAUCAACACUAACCGAAUCACUUGUGAUAUCAACGCUUAUAAUAAUGAGAAGCAGACAGCGUUACACUUAGCUGCUAUCUACGGUUCCGCGGAGAGCACGCGUGUGUUACUCGGGCGCGGCGCGUGGCUGCAGGCGCGGGACAGCGAGGCGCGCACGGCGCUGCACCUCGCCGCUUACGACGACUGCCUCGCCGUGCUGCAAGCGCUCCUCGAAUACGCACAACCUAGCGACAUAGACGCGGUGGAUGGUCGGGGCAACACCGCGCUGCAGAUCGUAUGCGGCGGUGCCAUGAGAGAGAACUCUGUUGAAAUUGUCAAACUACUUAUGGAUAAAAAUGCAAAUCCUAAUAAAAAUGAAGAAAAUAAUCAGCCGGCGUGGAGGAUGGCGCGAGACAAGCCUGAGCUGCAGCAGGUGUUCAGGAAGUACAUCCCGCAGCUAAUGGAUUGUGAGGAAGACAUCAAGUCAGAGCCAGAAGAUGAAUAUGAAUCUGCUGAUGAAGGAGAGACAAUGGAGAGCUGCCUGCCGGAGCUGAGCCUGUACGUGGAUGAGGUGUCGAAGGUGCUGGACGCGAGCGGCGGAUGGCGGGAGCUGGCGCAGCGCCUGCAGCGCGACUCCCUGCUCUCCUGGUACUCCGCCUCGCCCAGCCCCACCAGGAAACUGCUCACCUAUCUCAAGGAUUGUGACGAUGAUAUAACAUCGAAGUCUUUGGCACUACUUCUAGAAGACAUGGGUCAGAAGGAAGCUGCGAGUGUCAUCAGACGAUACAUCAGCUGAUGACAAUGGCACCAUUUGACACAAUUUUAGUAACAAUUGCUAAUCGUAUUGACUCGUCAUUAAUUAUUUCGAUAUUUUGUUUUUUUUUUCAGUGAUUGCGGAGACCCAAUUCUGUGAAUGUAAAUUUAUUAUGUUCCAAAUUAUGAUUUUUAUCAUUGGUAAUGACAAAUUUUAUCGAUAAAUCUAUUAUUUGUUAUUAAGUUUUUCUUUUUUUUACUGGUAAAUAAGACUAAUAGAAUAAGUGAACUUGUUUUGUAUGUUUAAAAUUAAUAAGCACGACUUGGAACUUUGGUCUAACAAAUAAUAGUAAAAAAUGCAUAUUUUAACCAACAAAAAGUAUGCAUGUUUUUUUUUUUUCACUUGAAAUCUCUUUGUAGUCUUUCUAACGUUAUCAAAUUUCUUUCA
Messenger RNA from Papilio xuthus (Asian swallowtail), 3480 nucleotides. Its product is annotated as nuclear factor NF-kappa-B family member relish. The record is from RefSeq and is a predicted model, not a curated record. Gene Ontology annotation, biological process: regulation of DNA-templated transcription. NCBI's taxonomy places the organism in Eukaryota, Metazoa, Arthropoda, Insecta, Lepidoptera, Papilionidae. Gene Ontology annotation, molecular function: RNA polymerase II cis-regulatory region sequence-specific DNA binding; protein binding; DNA-binding transcription factor activity, RNA polymerase II-specific. Gene Ontology annotation, cellular component: cytoplasm. The transcript is spliced from 22 exons. Bases 256 to 3075 code for a protein of 939 amino acids.